AUGGACACCAAACAUGCUAUAAUUGGGGCUCCUGCUUCCAAGAAAAUUCGAAUGACUAUGGCAUGUGAACGAUGCAGAUCCAAAAAAGUGAAAUGUGAUUUUGUUCAUCCUUAUUGUUCAAGAUGUCAACAGGCAAAAGCCCAAUGUUCUUAUGAUGGAAGUGCUACACAAAUAGAUUUAUUCAACCUAGUUAAACUAAAUGAAACUGUAGCUAUUUUACAAAAAAGAGUUGAAUCAAUAGAGUCAGAUAUAAAAUAUGCAUGUAAUAAUACACAAUAUAUUGCGAGUGAAGCUCGAAUAAACCGUACUACUAUAAAUGUAAAUCAUAAUAAUGAUAAAUCUAUCAAACCUCAAAGGAACAGCCAGGAAAAUGAUGAAGAUUUAUUAAUGACAACCAAUGAUGUUUCUUCUGUAAGAUCAAUUUUAAACAAUGAUAAUAAUAGAAUGGCACAGAAAAAUGAUUUUGACAAUUUUAUGUCAGUAUUAAAUACCCAAUGGUCUUUAUCAGUUACACCAAAAGGUCUUCGUAUUGAUACUAAUAUUGCUUCUUUACAUGAUCUUUAUGAUGUUCUAUUAUCGGGAGUUUCUCAGUUUGAUUUAUCUAAUAAUACGAAAAAUGGUGUAGAUAUAUUGCAUGAUAAUUUAUCCCAAUCAUCAAGUACAGCAGAGAGCCCGCAACUUGAGAGGACAGCAGCAACAAUUUUAAGGAAAAAGCCACUUUGGAAAAGUAGACUCAAGACUUUUCCUCUUUACAGUAGUUGGGAACCGCCCCAUAUGGAUUAUACCCACUUCUUACCAAGAAGAAUGAAUAUAUAUCAUGAAAUAAAUAAUAAGAUAGAUGAUCCAUCUACUAUAUCUGAUAUAUUUCCAAGGGAAACACUUGAACAUUUAAUAACUAUCUUUUCUGAUUGUUUCUUGUGUUUUCGUUAUCCUGAUCCAGCAAAUUCAGUUUUAAUGCGAUUUAAGAGGGGGACAUUAGAUUCAUUAUUAGCAAACUCUGUCUUUGCUUGGACAGCAAGACAUGCUGCCGUCUAUCACAACUUCUUUCCAGGUCAAGACCCUAAUCAAGUAGGUGAACCCUUUUUCUUGAAAGCAAAAACUCUUAUAAAAGAUCGUUUCAUGAAAACAAGCAUAGAUACUAUGUAUAGCUUAUUAAUCAUGUACAUCUAUGCGAUUGGCAUACCAAGCCAUCUUAAAGAAGAAAUGGAAUCUGAGGCUUACAUGUAUUUGGGUUUAGCCAUCCGUAUGUGUCUAGAUUUAAAAAUGAAUUUAGAAUCAACAAGUACAAAUCCAAUUGAAAAGGAGAUAAACCGAAGAUUCUUCUGGGUAUUAUAUUUCUUAGAGACACUGGCUUCAGUUCAUUCUGAUAAAGCAUUCUCUUUACCCCCAAGGUCCAUGAUUACUGUCCAGUUUCCUACAUUAAUGGAACAUGAAUUAGUAUCUAGUUCACAUAGAUAUCGGAUAGAAUUCAUAAUUGAAAGAUUCAAAAUUACAAGUAUUUAUCGUAAUAUCAUCCAUAAGACAGCAGAUGAAAGGCUUUUACUUUCACAAAUUUCAGCUAUUGAUCAAGAAUUAAAGACUUGGUAUGAUCAGCUCCCAACUUAUUUUAAAUACAAACCAGGUGAUAUUCAUAAAAGGGUAUGGGAUUCUCAAUCUUUUAGAGAGCAAGCCUGUAUAAAAUUAAACUUUGAGUAUAAUUAUCAAUUAUGUCAGCUUUAUGGUAUCUUUGUUUCAAAUUCUGGAGUACAACAACAACAGCCAUCCACUAUUGAAAUUUUAUCGAAAAACAUUUGCUUGAAAGCCGCAAGUAAUACAGUUGAGCUAUUGGAGUGUUGGGUUCAACUAAAACAACUCUGGUGUCAUUUCUCAUUAGAAAAUCUGAUGAUGGCAACUAUGAUUUAUGGGAAUAUAUUACCACAACCUAAUAAUAAUGAGGAACAAGAAGUGACAAAGAAAAAGUUGAAAAGAAUAGCAAAGAUUUUAUUAUCUUCACCCAUACGACAUCAUAAAUAUGCAUUGGCACUUGUUAAACGAAUUGAUACUUUAUUGAGAGAAACUACCAGCGAAGGUUUAUUCAUAGAUGAUGAACUCGCUUCUAUUAUUACAGGUAUAAGACAACCUCCAUUAUCAUCAUCAUCAUCAUCUUCGCAAAAGAAUCCUCUACCACCUACACCAUCACCUGUCGUUUUUGCCACAGACACACCUGAAGCUUCGACUAUACCUUCUUCUACAAGACAAAAUCAUCGUCCAUCUGUAUCAAACAACUUGCAAUCAAUUCCAUUAUUAAUAAAUCAGGUCCCUCAAAGAAAUUCUAUUAAUAAUGUUCUAGACGUUGCACCUGCUUCAUCUACAUUUGACAUACAUAAGACAAGUGCAAUUUCAGAAGAAAUGCAGUUCACUAAUUUUGUUGUUGAUGCCUCUACACUUUUGAAUUAUGAUACAACAGCAGUUAAUAAUAAUAAUACAGGCAUAUUACCAAAUGUAGUAGUAGCAGUCAGAGGAGAAUAUGCAAAUGAUAAAAAGCAAGAGUAUACAUCAGAUCUAUAUUUACAACAACAACAACAACAACAGCAGCAGCAGCAGCAGCAUACAUAUGAUUAUGGAUAUGCUAAGAACAGCAGCAGUAGCAGUAAUAAUGAUGGUGUUAACAAUAAUAAUGUAAUGUCAGUAAACACAUCUACAACAGCAGUAGCAACUCAGCCUGUUUUAUUAAAUCAAUCAACUAAUGACACAACACAAUAUAUUCGAAUUUUAACUGAUUUUAAUGAAGAGCAAUCACAAUCUUAUCACUCUACUCUACCUCUGCCUCCAUUGUCACCAAUUGUGCCUUCAUCACCACUCACUCCUACAGCAAAUGCUAUAAAUCACUAUUAUUCUACUAGUGCAAAUAAUUAUAGUGAUCCUUAUAAUUAA
This is a messenger RNA of Cokeromyces recurvatus, 2913 nucleotides long. RefSeq lists its product as uncharacterized. The record is from RefSeq and is a predicted model, not a curated record. Bases 1 to 2913 code for a protein of 970 amino acids. Gene Ontology annotation, cellular component: nucleus. The transcript is spliced from 4 exons. NCBI's taxonomy places the organism in Eukaryota, Fungi, Mucoromycota, Mucoromycetes, Mucorales, Mucoraceae. Gene Ontology annotation, biological process: DNA-templated transcription; regulation of DNA-templated transcription. Gene Ontology annotation, molecular function: zinc ion binding; DNA-binding transcription factor activity, RNA polymerase II-specific; DNA binding.